This is a messenger RNA of Arctia plantaginis, 2745 nucleotides long. Lineage: Eukaryota; Metazoa; Arthropoda; Insecta; Lepidoptera; Erebidae. The record is from the annotation of a GenBank genome assembly.
AUGAAUAUUUCAACAUCUACUUGGGACCCUAUGAUCAUUUACAUUACUGUGCAAAAAUUGGAUUAUGACACGCAUAAAGAUUGGGAAUCCCAUGUGAGUCGUGAGUAUCAAACUGAACUACCUACUUUACAAAAUAUGAUUACCUUCUUGGAUAGUAGAAUACACACAUUAGAGUUAACCUGUUCGCCUUCUUCAAGCUCUCAAAAAUCAUUUAAGACUACAGAACGUUCGUGUCAUUCGUCAGCCGUAAAUAUUAUGUGUAAAUUAUGUAAAGGCCAGCAUCUCCUCUGUCACUGUAAAGAAUUUGUGAAACUUGAUCCAGAGAAGAAAAGUGAAGUCGUCAAGAGCAAUCGAUUAUGCUACAAUUGCUUGUCACCAGGCCAUCCUGUGUAUUAUUGUAAGCAGAAGACUUCUUGUAAGAUAUGUGGAAAGCGACACCAUUCACUUCUUCAUCAUAGUAAAAAGAGAGAAGAUUUUCAGGAUACAGAGAAGAAUGCAACAACACCUGAAAUCUCAAUGAACACGCUUAAUGAACAACAAGAAAAUCUUCUGGAUGAGUCUAUCAUAGUGAACUUCGCACACAAGCAGAGAAGAGCGUUAUUAGCAACAGCGUUGGUUCCGGUCCGGAGUAAGUGUGGCCGGGAGGCUACGCUAAGGGCACUAAUCGAUCCUGGCUCACAAGCGUCAUUUAUAAGCGAGAAUGCAUCUCAACUCAUUAGACUAAAGAAAACUCCUGUCCAGUGCUCAAUCACAGGAAUUGGCAGCACCACAACUCCAGUGCGUUAUGUGGACCAACACAGAGAAGCGGCCGCCGUAUCUUCGCAGGCCAUAGGACUCGCAUCAAACAUUAUCCCUUCAUGGCGAGCGUCCAUUUCUUCGGGCGGUUCCAGUGUGGUGGAUCUAUCCUUCAAAAAGAUCUGCGCUUGGAAUAACCGCUUCUUUCGGGAGAAUCCAGCGUUUCUCUCAGUUCAAGUUGGUUCUGAUUACUACGAAGCCGGUGGUGAAGACAUACCAGUAUUUGAAGUUUAUUUUCAUCCUGACUAUUCUCCGAAAACCCUGAAUAAUAACUUAGCUCUUAUGAGACUAAGUGUACACAUUGUGUUUUCCAAGAUACAUAAAAGUGUCAGGAGGGUACAGUUUGACAGAUCGCCGACCCCAUUGCCUGUUAAUACUGAUGGUAUUGUUAUAGUUGGAUGGGGUGCCAAAGAUAAUGAUCUUGGAGGUCCAGGCUUAUCGAAUGGUAUUUUAGUUGGUGUGAUCAGUUUUGGACCACCAACCUGCGGUACUCCUGACGCUCCUACAGUUUUCACCAAAGUUGGCUUCUACAAGGAUUGGAUUGACGAGAUUAUAAAAAUGCCCGUGCCCGCUGUUAAUAGACUGACAACAUUACGACAACCUAAAAGAACAAUUGCUAUGCAUUACUCAGAUAGAACCACAAGGACAUUCAAACUCACACCAUUCCGUGAAUUUGCAAAAGAAUACACUAGCGCCCCUUAUAAUAUUAGAAUGAAUUUACCAAAAGAUACUCUCAGAAUAUUAGAAGAUGGCAAACUUUUUAAAGAGUUUUUAUCCAAUAUGUUUGGAAAUAAUGUAUCUGAACAUGAAGUUUCCAAUUUGUCUAAGGUAAAAACAAAAAAAGAUGCCGGAAGAAAAGUGAAAUCUAAAUUAAAGACUUCCACUAGCGCAGCACAUUCAAUAUUACCCGACAUUGAAGAAGAUAUUGGCGAUGAUGUUUCAGAUUUCGCUGAGGUCAAAACUAAUUCGAAUACUUCCGCUAGUAUACCACCUCUAUUAUACGAUAAUGGAGAAAGCGGGGCUGAGUCGAUUGAGAUAAAAAAGAAAAAAAAUCGUGAACGCAAAUUGAAAUCUAAAUCAACCACUACCGCAAGAACAUCAUUAAUGCUAUAUGAUUACAAUGAUGGUAUUUCUGAUUUGACUGAAGUGAAAACUAAAAAAGUAGCUGAAAGGAAAAGGAAAAUUUUAUCAACGAUAUCAUCUAGUACAGAACUUCCAAUAUUAUACGAUGUAACUGUAUAUAAAGACCAAAACUCAAAGGAAAAUAAAGACAAUACGGAAGAAUUUGAACUAAAUAGUGACGUACUAAAUGAAGGUACCAAACAAAAUAAAGGGAAGAACAACGAAAAUUAUUCAAAAUUUAAUACAGCAACAAUUAAACAGACCGAUGACGAUAUAAAAGACCUAGAUAUUGAAGAGUUAAUGAGGGCAAUCAUUGAAACAAAUACAGAUACAAAAAAUCUACAGGAAAGUAUUCUUGAAGCGGAUAGUAAUGAUCAGGACUUAAAUUUAGACAAUCAUAUAAGAAAAUUUAAAACAACAAAAACUAAACAAACUUUUUCAACUACACGAUCCCCAUUACAACAACCCGAUGAAGAAGAAUACGUAGAUGAGUAUGAUGAAAAAUAUCAAUCUAAAAUGAAAACCACUGAUGAAACUGAUAACACAGUAAAUAAUGCAAUGGACAACACUGAAGAUUCAACAUUGGAAAAGGACAUAAACGAUCUUCUUGACCACUUAGAUUUACGUAAACUCUUGGAAUCUGAAGAAUCCGCGCGGCUUCAUACGGAGAAAAAUAAAAAAGAUACGCAAGACAUACAGAAACCGAAACCAAGAACUGUUUUAGGGGACAAGAAGAAUGAAAAAUUAAAAGCAAAAGAAGCUCAAAUUGCCUCAUACUCUUAUGAAAUUACGGGAGAAAAUAGUGGAGAAGUAGAUUUUGAUGCUUAA